This is a messenger RNA of Cervus elaphus (red deer), 2845 nucleotides long. It is a transcript of the gene HSPA9, whose product is annotated as heat shock protein family A (Hsp70) member 9. Gene Ontology annotation, cellular component: mitochondrion; cytoplasm. The transcript is spliced from 17 exons. Bases 125 to 2164 code for a protein of 679 amino acids. Lineage: Eukaryota; Metazoa; Chordata; Mammalia; Artiodactyla; Cervidae. Gene Ontology annotation, molecular function: misfolded protein binding; ATP hydrolysis activity; heat shock protein binding. Gene Ontology annotation, biological process: protein refolding; cellular response to unfolded protein. The record is from RefSeq and is a predicted model, not a curated record.
GUCAACCCCCGCCCCCCACCCCACGUGGUAGGAGGUUUCCAGAAGCGCUAGCACCUCUGCGCCGCGCUACCCUCGGCCGUCCGAGCGUCUCUUUGCUGUCUCGUACUUCCACCGUCUAGCAGCCAUGAUAAGCGCCAGCCGAGCCGCAGUAUCCCGUCUCGUCGGCACCGCAGCCUCCCGGGGCCCCACAGCUGCCCGCCACCAGGAUGGCUGGAAUGGCCUUAGUCAUGAGGCUUUUAGAAUUGUUUCAAGGCGGGACUAUGCAUCAGAAGCAAUCAAGGGAGCAGUUGUUGGUAUUGAUUUGGGUACUACCAACUCCUGUGUGGCAGUUAUGGAAGGUAAACAAGCAAAGGUGCUAGAGAACGCUGAAGGUGCCAGAACCACCCCUUCAGUUGUAGCCUUUACAGCAGAUGGUGAACGACUUGUUGGCAUGCCGGCCAAGCGACAGGCUGUCACCAAUCCAAACAACACAUUCUAUGCUACCAAGCGUCUUAUUGGUCGGCGAUAUGAUGACCCAGAAGUUCAGAAGGACAUUAAAAAUGUUCCUUUUAAAAUUGUCCGUGCCUCUAAUGGUGAUGCCUGGGUUGAAGCUCAUGGAAAACUCUAUUCCCCAAGUCAGAUUGGAGCAUUUGUGUUGAUGAAGAUGAAAGAGACUGCAGAAAAUUAUUUGGGGCAUACAGCAAAAAAUGCUGUGAUCACAGUCCCAGCUUAUUUCAAUGACUCUCAGAGACAGGCCACUAAGGAUGCUGGCCAGAUAUCUGGACUAAAUGUGCUUCGGGUAAUUAAUGAACCCACAGCCGCUGCUUUGGCUUAUGGUCUGGACAAAUCAGAAGACAAAAUCAUUGCUGUGUAUGAUUUAGGUGGUGGAACUUUUGAUAUUUCCAUACUGGAAAUUCAGAAAGGAGUAUUUGAGGUGAAAUCCACCAAUGGAGACACUUUCUUAGGUGGUGAAGACUUUGACCAGGCCUUGCUGCGCCACAUUGUGAAGGAGUUCAAAAGAGAGACGGGGGUUGAUUUGACCAAAGACAACAUGGCGCUUCAGAGAGUUCGGGAAGCUGCUGAGAAGGCCAAGUGUGAACUCUCUUCAUCUGUGCAGACUGACAUCAAUUUGCCUUAUCUUACAAUGGAUGCUUCUGGACCCAAGCAUUUGAAUAUGAAGCUGACUCGGGCUCAGUUUGAAGGGAUUGUUACUGAUCUAAUCAGAAGGACCAUUGCCCCAUGCCAAAAAGCCAUGCAAGAUGCAGAAGUCAGCAAGAGUGACAUAGGAGAAGUGAUUCUGGUUGGUGGCAUGACUAGGAUGCCCAAGGUUCAGCAGACUGUGCAGGAUCUCUUUGGCCGAGCCCCAAGUAAAGCUGUCAAUCCUGAUGAGGCUGUGGCCAUAGGAGCUGCCAUUCAGGGAGGUGUGCUGGCUGGUGAUGUGACAGAUGUGCUGCUGCUGGAUGUCACUCCCCUGUCUCUGGGUAUUGAGACCCUGGGAGGUGUCUUCACCAAGCUUAUUAACAGGAACACCACUAUUCCAACCAAGAAGAGCCAGGUGUUUUCUACAGCUGCUGAUGGACAGACUCAAGUGGAGAUUAAAGUGUGUCAGGGUGAGAGAGAGAUGGCUGGAGACAACAAACUUCUUGGACAGUUUACUUUGAUUGGAAUUCCCCCAGCCCCUCGUGGAGUCCCUCAGAUUGAAGUUACAUUUGACAUUGAUGCCAAUGGGAUUGUACAUGUUUCUGCCAAAGAUAAGGGUACAGGACGCGAGCAGCAGAUUGUGAUUCAGUCUUCUGGUGGAUUAAGCAAAGAUGAUAUUGAAAAUAUGGUUAAAAAUGCAGAGAAGUAUGCUGAGGAAGACCGGCGAAAGAAGGAACGAGUUGAAGCAGUUAAUAUGGCUGAAGGAAUCAUCCAUGACACAGAGACCAAGAUGGAAGAAUUCAAGGACCAACUGCCUGCUGAUGAAUGCAACAAGCUAAAAGAAGAGAUCUCCAAAAUGAGGGAGCUCCUUGCUCGGAAAGACAGUGAAACGGGAGAAAACAUAAGGCAGGCGGCAUCUUCCCUUCAGCAAGCAUCAUUGAAGCUUUUCGAAAUGGCAUACAAAAAGAUGGCAUCCGAGCGAGAAGGCUCUGGAAGCUCUGGCUCUGGGGAGCAAAAGGACAAUCAAAAGGAGGAGAAACAGUAACAGCAGUAAACUUUGGAGUUGAAAGGACAACAUGCUUGGGAGUGAGGGGAUUUCCUGAGCUGAAACGGGCAAACUUCAGUCUUCUACUGUGUUUUUGCAGUAUUCUAUAUAUAAUUUCCUGAAUAUGUAAAUUUAGUGACCAUUAGCUAAUGAUCAUUUCAUGAAUGACAAGUCCAGCAGUACAAAAUUCACAGUCUUUUGUCCUUAGCCUGUCAUUCUUUUUCAUUUCAGCUGCAUGUAAAGUUGGAAAGAUGAUUUAUUGAUCAUUCUAAAGAUGUAACAUUGUUUUGUAUUGAAGUAGCCAUAUUUUCAAGGGGUGAAAUCUCUCACAGUGAAGACAGUUGGGUCUGGAAUGAAACCAUAAGGUGAUGAGAUCCUUCUAAUGACCUGAGUACUGCUGUACCAGCCUGUAUGUAUGUGGAAUUCCUCAACUGAGGCCUUGCAAAGCAAGCCAGCUGUGCCAUGUUGGGAGGAAGGGCAGGGAAAGCUAGGUCAACAGAAAACUGAGCUAACUAUUUAUGUUAGAUCCAGCUUUUAAAACACAAGUCACCCAAAUUUUCUGAAGGCAUACUUUCCUAGCUACCCUUCGGCCUUAUGUCUGGCACUUGUGUCCUUGAUGACUGUUCUUUUUGAUCCAUUCUGGACUUUUUUUAAAAAAAAUAAAUAGGAAAACCAUCUUGA